GGGAGUCAGACAGGCGACAAGCAGUGCGGGGUAAAGGCUGGGAGUGAGAGGCUGAGCCAAUGAGAAGAAGACUUCCACUCCUUCUCUCCUGCCGGGCUUGGCUCACUUCGGCGCGCCCUGUAAUUAGGAGCUCCACUUGUGGCUUAGGCGCCGCCACCGUGGACCGCUUUAGGAAGGCCAGCUCCACACUCUUUUUCUUUUCUCCUCCAAACACUCGCCGGGACGUCGACAUCCUCAACAAUGAACGGGCAGCCGUCACCUGCGUUCGAGGACAAGAAGCCGAACCUCCGCGCGUCCCCGAGCCUUCCGGAGCCCUCCCCCGCAGACAUGGGCUUCUACGGCGGCCACGGGGCGCUCCAUGGCUCGCAGGAUUUUUACGCGGCGCAGCAGCCCUACUCGGCCCAGCACAUGAGCCCGUACUCGUACAGCCACUACAACCUGAACGGGAUGGUCCCGAGUGGAGCCUUCUCUUGCGGCAAAAGUGAGUACACCUACCCGCACUCGGUGUACAGAGAGCCGGGGUGCUUCAGCAGAGAGGCGCCACCAACACUGCCGGACACAGUGAAAGAAGAACCGGAAAUGGAGGUGCGGAUGGUCAACGGGAAGCCGAAGAAAGUGCGGAAGCCCCGGACUAUUUACUCCAGCUACCAGCUGGCCGUCCUGCAGAGGAGAUUCCAGUCCGCCCAGUACCUGGCCCUACCGGAGAGGGCGGAGCUUGCGGCACAGUUGGGUCUGACACAGACACAGGUGAAAAUAUGGUUCCAGAACCGUCGCUCCAAGUUCAAGAAACUCUACAAGAACGGAGAGUUUCCACUGGGGGACAUGGCUUUGGAACACAGCCCAGAGGCCAGUGAUUCAAUGGCGUGCAACUCGCCUCCGUCCCCCGCCGCUUGGGAAAACAACACCAGCAGUAACCCCAACAACAACAACAACGACGACGACAACGACAACAACGACACGAACAGCAGCAGCAGCAUGAAGAACAACACAAUGCUGGACCCCACCAGCAGGGGGCAGGAAUCUUACCAGCCUCAGGGGGAUGACUCCUCUUCAGUCUACAUGGAUGAGUACACGCACCAGAAUUGGUACCAGCAGCAAGACACACAUUUAGGUCUGCCAGCCGCUGGCCCCGCCCACCACGCACCCCCAUCGGCACCGGCAUCCACGCAAAGCAUGGGCGCCGUUUACUGAGUCCCUUACAAACACUUUCAAUGGAUCUUUCCAACUCCAACUUACUGCGCCUGAAGUGGUAAUAUAUAUUUUGUCGUACAUCGAUCCACACUGUGCCUUAAAUCACAAGCAAAACUGUAGGUAAGUACCUACUGCCCUCUAGUGGAGGAAGAUUUUAAUAUUCUCCCUGCUGCCGUGCGUCACUCGCAUAGUUCCAUGACUAAGACUCAUUUUCGGACCAUUUAAGUAAAACUGGCACAGUGGUUGGGAGUCCACUGCCUUAUAAACUAUCACACGUAUUCCUGCAGUUGCCUGUAAUCUGCAUCAUUUGUAAAUAAUAAUGACACAUAUCUUUCCCUUCACAAUUUUAGGAUGAAAAUAACAUAUAUUGCAGGAUUUUACACUCGUUUUGCUUUGUCGCCUACAAUAUAACAACAAGUUAUUAACAUAGACAAACAUUGGAUGGCUUUUAGUGUCUUUCAUUUACAAAAUGUGGCAAAAAUCUUGACGCUGCAAAAAAGAGCUGUCAAAAUAUAAGAUAAGACUAGAUUUUAGGGGAAAAUUUAUAAAAAACUAGGGAAAUGAACUGUAGCUGCAUGGACGGAUCAUUUUACUCGAUAAGACAUACAAAAUGUAUAUUUGUAUAUCGAGAAAUUAGCAGGACUUUUAAGUAUUUUAUUCUGAAAACCAGCAUUAUUUAACGUGCAAUUCUUGAAUGAAGCAUCUUCGAGAUGUCGCAGAAUCUUUGAACAAAACAUUUUUAUGUGGGGGGGAAGAAAUAUCUUAUGAGAAUAGUUAUUUUCUCAAUUUUAACAUUUUUUAAGUAGAAUAGAACAAUAUAUAUUUAUUCAUGCUGACAUUGAGAUUAGUCAGUGACUAAAAAAUAAGUAAAUAGCUCUUAAAACUAGGGACAUUUCUAGAAACAAACUUUUAAAACUUGGCAUGGGGCAAAUAACUUGUACUAUAUAUCCUGGGAACUAGUGUCCACUGUAGUGGGCAUUUGUAGUUUUUUGUUUUUUUUUUCCUAAAAUUUGUAACCCUGACCUUUUAGAAAAAGACCAUCAACAAACGUCCACUGGAGAAGACGCGCAGGCUAUCCACUUUCAGUUCAAAACUCGGGAUAAUCUAAUUUUGUACAGCUGAUUCCUUAAAGCACGAUAGCGCUGUUUGUUGUAUAGAUGAUCUUUGACAGUACUCCUGAUAUUGAGAGGAACAUGGACCAGGACAUGUUGCUGUUUGAAUUGAUGAAUCGCUAUUUGGUGAAGUACAAUACAACGUUCUAUCCUCCUGAAAGUCCACUGCAGUGGACUUUUUUUUUUGCAUUAACAGGAAAUAUCUUUCUCCAAAAAAAGAAAUGGACCAUAAACAAAUGUCCACUCCAGAGGGCGCUGGUUCUCAGGAAUUUCCAAAAUAAGACUAAUAGUGUGAUCCUUAGGUCCGGGGCCUACAAAAUAAAUGAAACAUGGAACAAAACCUAUUUAUGUCCUAUUCAUAUAUAUAU
Molecule: messenger RNA, 2671 nt
Organism: Nerophis ophidion (straightnose pipefish)
Lineage: Eukaryota; Metazoa; Chordata; Actinopteri; Syngnathiformes; Syngnathidae
Product: homeobox protein Dlx3b-like
Exons: 3
Coding region: 241-1191 (316 amino acids)
Biological process (GO): regulation of transcription by RNA polymerase II; epithelial cell differentiation; embryo development
Molecular function (GO): RNA polymerase II cis-regulatory region sequence-specific DNA binding; DNA-binding transcription factor activity, RNA polymerase II-specific
Source: RefSeq, a predicted model, not a curated record